AUGAAACAGCACGCAUCCGAACCUCUUGACACGAAGUCUGUCGAGACAACCUUCCUUGCCGCCAGAACUGACAGCCAGCCCCCAGAGGAAACAUCCGACAGCCCCGCGGCAGAGUGUAGUCAGAAUGCAGUACCAACCAUUUCCAAGUCAUGUAUCAAGAGCCAGAGUGAAAAUCCAGAGACAGGUCAUGAGGUAGAGGUCCAUAGGGUCGACAACUCAGUUUGCACAGAUGGCCAUGAAAAUCAGACUGAUGAUCAACAGCUCACGGUUCAAGUGCCCGAGAUCAAAGCUGAACCGACCAAAAAGGAUCGCCAUGUCGAGGUGGAAAUGCCUCUUCCAGACUUGUCUCACUUGACACUGGCCGAUCUGAAGUCCGAGGUGGUGACAUUCGGAACGAAGCAUCAAGGAGACUCCUACGAGAAGGCAUGGGAGGACCAGGGAUGGAUCAGCUUCAUGAUCACCAAAUAUGGGAACAGCAAGGUGCUGGCACAUCGCCGGCUGAUCCGCUACGUCGAGUUGAUGGUGGAAAAGCACGAGCAGACCAACAAGAGUGUGCCCCUGCUGCCUCUUCCAGAGGCCCUUGCAGGAGGGUAUGCCAUGAUCGAAGAGACUUUUGGACACAGAUCCAUCCGUCCAAAGGCCAAAGCAAUGAACAUGGCUCCAUCUGGAGCGUCAGCGGCAGUGCCACUGGAUCACGACGAGGAAUCAGAGUUCGAGAUGUACAACCAGGGGACUACGGAGACCACUCCAUUCCACCAGGAGCCGGAGUUCACGGCACUUCAGGAUCGGAUGCUCCACCUAGAGAACGCUCUGGGCCGUGUGAUCAAGCACUUGGAGGACCAGGCGGAGAAGAACGCCCAGAAGAUCCAGAACAUGGGCCAACAAGCGUUCCGAUUUGGCCUCACGCAGGGAAUUGCCAUCAACCAACAGGUCCACCGUGGUGAGACACCGAUCCUUGCGGCCAACCAGAGACUGAAAGUCCAUAGGCCCAUGCGAGCUCGAGGCCGUGACAGUUUUGCACGUUCACAAUUGGCAACACCGGAGGAAACGGAGGAUUUUGAAGCCGAAACAACUCCAGGUCAAUCCAGUGCACCUCCGACAGCAGAGGCCAGUAGAGAAACUGAUGCACUUGACCAUCCGAUGCCAGCCAAUCCCGAUGUAGUCCAAGUGCAGCCGGAACCACAGGCACCACGGGAGAACGAAGAAUCUCCAUCACGUGACACCACGAACCCGGUCUCUGACCCUUCAAUGAAAUCCUCUCCAAAUGAAAUUUGCAGGCAGGAACAAGGGAGCUAUUUCCAAGCUUUGCCCAGGCUGCCCUUGAGCUCAGAUGUUCCAUUUGUGCAGCUAGCGCAGGACCGAAGCAUCAGAGGUAAGCUCUACCGCAGCGCGCCGGAGAAUGUGCGAUUGGCACUUCCCGAUGAAGGGGAGCCCGGAGGGCCUGAUCUGCCAGAAGAUCUGAAGUAUCCUCAGAAACCUCAGCAGAUCAAGCCGAAAGUUUUAUCACCUGCGCUGAAGAAGGCCGCUUUUCUCCAAGGGCAACCUCAAAAGGAUCGAGUCAUCCUGAUUGAUCCAGUAAGCGAGCUGCGUGAUGCAAUGAACAUGAAACCAUCCGAAAUCGCCAAACUGCAGAAAGGUGCCUAUGGCCUUAUUGACGAUGCCCUAAUGAAAGUUGAACCAGCCAUCACAGUUGCCACCAUGCCUUCUCUCGAAGAUGGCCAGGGUGCCUACUCAAUUUUUCCUUGGAAAGCUUGUGACGAAGCCAUUCAGCCCUUUUGUGUCUUCAGUCAGGGACGUUUUCACAUUCUGCUGGCAUCGGGAAAACAAGCACGUGACGUGUGCGAGGUGUGA
This is a messenger RNA of Cladocopium goreaui, 1851 nucleotides long. The record is from the annotation of a GenBank genome assembly. Lineage: Eukaryota; Dinophyceae; Suessiales; Symbiodiniaceae.